CGUAUGUUAGAAGUAGUGAAUCGCUAACUACCGGUCUUUAACUGCGGGAAAGCUACAAUGCUGUGGGUUAUUAUGAUGUAGCAACAUGCUACCUAAUCAUCUAAACACAUGAUUAUGUUAACGUGUAUACGAAUAUCACAUACGAGUGACAAUUAAAGUAAAAGAGACAAUCCGUUCAGAGAGUACAGGGAAGCUUCUGCGAGUCUGACACGCGCUUCGAAUUCAGCUCGGGAGGCAAGCUUCACUGCAAUCCUAUACGUUUGGCUGAGGAGCGUGACCGACCUCGUCUCGCCAUGAGCUCCAAAGUGUGUAAGAACUGCGGGGGCUCUGACAUCGAUGUGGACCAGUCGAGGGGCAAUGCGGUGUGUAUGGGCUGUGGGUCUGUCCUGGAAGACAACAUCAUCGUCUCCGAGGUGGAGUUUGUGGAGACGGGAGGUGGAGGCUCAUCUGCCGUGGGGCAGUUUGUUGCUGGAGACUCUACUGGAAGGAACCCCACCUUUGGAGAAGGGUACUACACCGGUGUUGGCAGGGAGUCACGGGCCCAGACACUACAGAAUGGGAAACGUCAGAUCAUGUCACUGGGUCACCAGCUGCAGCUGAACCAGCACUGCCUGGAUACGGCCUUCAACUUCUACAAGAUGGCUCUGGCUAAACGCCUGACUAGUGGACGCAAGUCUGCCCAUGUGAUCGCAGCCUGCCUGUACCUGGUCUGCAGGACCGAGGGGACCCCCCACAUGCUGCUGGAUCUAAGUGACCUCCUUCAGGUGAAUGUGUAUGUCCUGGGGAGGACAUUUCUGGUGCUGGCCAGAGAACUCUGCAUCAACGCUCCAGCUAUAGACCCGUGCCUGUACAUCCCUCGCUUCACCCAGCUGCUGGAAUUUGGAGAUAAGAAUCGUGAGGUCUCCAUGACGGCUCUGAGACUGCUGCAGAGGAUGAAAAGGGACUGGAUGCACACCGGAAGAAGGCCUUCAGGGCUCUGUGGCGCAGCUCUGCUGGUUGCCGCUCGCAUGCACGAGUUCCGGCGCACCGUUAAGGAGAUCAUUGGUGUGGUGAAGGUGUGUGAGGCCACGCUACGAAAAAGGUUGAAUGAGUUUGAAGAAACCCCUACCAGUCAGCUGACCAUUGAGGAGUUCAUGAAGGUGGACCUCGACCAGGAGUGCGACCCUCCGUCCUUCACCGCAGGACUGAAGAAGAAGAGGAUGAAGGAGCUUGAGAUCGAGUUGGAGAAAAAGAUUGAGGAUGUUCAAGGCGAGGUCCACUGCUACCAGGAUGAGAUUGAGAUGGAGCUGGAGAUGAGCAGGCCCAAGUUGAGAGGGGUGUUUUCCUCAUAUGCCAAAAGCGACCCUCUGAGCAACGACGACGCGUCUGUUGCUUCCGAGGUUCCUGAUUCGGACGACCUGGAGGACGAGGAGCUGAAGGCCGUGGCCCAGCACCUCAGCCAGGGCCUGUGUGACCAGUCUGACUCCGGAGAGGACCAGGAGAAGGAGGACGACGACAAGUGCUUUCAACGUAAAGGCCCCUCUCUGGCCUCCAUUCUGGGGCCCCUGCCCACCGCGGCCAGCCUGGGCCUUGACGAAUCCAUCACCGAGUGCAUCGGAGAGGGGCAGGAGAACGAUGGAGCCACAGAGAACGGAGACCUGGACCUGAGUGGGAUCGAUGACGAUGAGAUUGAGCUGUAUCUCCUGAACGACAAAGAAGUCAAAAUCAAGACUGACCUGUGGAUGCUGCAAAACAGCGAUUACUUGAAAGAGCAGAAAGAAAAAGCGGAGAGGAUAGCCAAGGAGAAGGAACUGGGGAUCUUUAAGGAGAAGAAGCCCAAGAAGUCCGGCAGGAAACGGACUGAGAUCCGAGCCAGCACCGCUGACGAAGCCAUCGAGAAGAUGCUGGAGCAGAAGAAGAUCUCCUCCAAGAUCAACUACGACGUCCUGAGAGACCUCAACGUCAAGCCCUGUGCCAGUGCUGCCCGGCAACAGGCGGAGCCCCAGGGUGGAACCAAGAAGCUAAUUGGACGAAGCCGUAACCCGAACGUGCCUUUGAGUUUGGGUACGCCCCUCAGCAGCCUUGGGAAGAGGUUACAGCCCUUCAUCUCAGGACCACCCCAGAAGAGGAUGGCUCUGGACCAGCUGGCCGGCAGCGCCCCCCUGCCAGCGCCCAGCCAGCCCCCCAGCUCCGUCCUGGUGGAGGAGGGCCCCGUGGUGUACGACGAGGGGCCCGACGAGGAGGAGGAGGAUGAGGAGGAGGCCUGCGUCAGCGCCAUGCAGCUGAUGGGGAGCAGUGAGUACGGCUGUGACGGCGACUACGAGGACUGAGCGUCGCGUCGCCUCUCCUCCGGCCGGCUGGCUCGACUUGGUGGAUCGAACUGCCACAUCCACGCCCCUUUAGUUUUGUGUCUUGAUGUCGGAGGGUGUCUGAGAGACUAUGAGUGGUUGGGAUCAGAAUGAGGUCCAGCUCGUCUAAGGCUGCAUGUUGACAGUUGGGGUGGUAACGAUGAGGUCGUCUGGGUCUCUGGUGAAGACCAAACAAAGCACUACUGCUCCACUCCUAUAUCGAGCGCUCUGCCCAAACCUGCUAGUCUGCUUCCUACAUGUCAACAAGCAGAGCUGGCGUUCCGUCUCCCACCAAGGAGGCCUGUAUUAGUCCUCACAUCAUGGAUGAGGUUAAGGGGAUCAGUCAAACCAGUGUUAUGAAUAUCUCAGCUGUUUGGCAGAGAAUACACUUGAAAGCUGCUGUUUGAAGACAUUGCUAUUAAACUGCCUUGAAUUUGUCAAAUUAUCAUAGUUUUUCCCUUAGUUAAAAAAAUGUGUGUUAGGAAGAGGUUUGUAUUCAGAUAAUAAUAUAUAGACUCGUUCCUGUUUUUGCCAAGGCUUGGCUAAUUUGAUUGUUAGCAAGUUGUUUUUCUUGUGACUGUUGUCGCAGAAUGUCAAUAAGAAUCAUUCUUACUAAAUGCUCUGUUGAGUUCUUAAAAAAAAAAAAAGGGUAUUCACUUAAAUUGUGAUAUCAUAUAUGAAUAAUUGAUUACUUGGUAUGCAGUUAAUUGAUUCAAAUUCAAUGGGUUAAUUGCAGCUGUGACAUGGUUUUGUUACGAAGCUUUUAUUGUUUUAUUUUUUUGUGGAGUAUUCCCUAUAUUUAAGAAGGCGAGGGUCGUGACCUGCUAAUCCCUCAACACUGCUGCUACUGUACAUACAUCCCAGGUUGACAAUGUUGUUUGUGUGCUGCCACAGUAAAUACCACACUUACUGAGAAAA
Messenger RNA from Hypomesus transpacificus, 3245 nucleotides. RefSeq names its product transcription factor IIIB 90 kDa subunit-like. Gene Ontology annotation, cellular component: nucleus; transcription preinitiation complex; transcription factor TFIIIB complex. Gene Ontology annotation, biological process: transcription preinitiation complex assembly; transcription by RNA polymerase III; DNA-templated transcription initiation. The record is from RefSeq and is a predicted model, not a curated record. The transcript has 19 exons. The coding region runs from base 294 to 2309 and encodes 671 amino acids. Gene Ontology annotation, molecular function: RNA polymerase III general transcription initiation factor activity; RNA polymerase III type 3 promoter sequence-specific DNA binding; TBP-class protein binding. Lineage: Eukaryota; Metazoa; Chordata; Actinopteri; Osmeriformes; Osmeridae.